Molecule: messenger RNA, 1179 nt
Organism: Tetrahymena thermophila SB210
Lineage: Eukaryota; Ciliophora; Oligohymenophorea; Hymenostomatida; Tetrahymenidae
Exons: 1
Source: RefSeq, a predicted model, not a curated record
AUGAAAAUUGACUGCUUGAAUCAUUAAGACAAUUAAUGUAUUUUCUUGUGUGUUGCUCAAUCAUGCACAAGUAAAAAUAGAUUUUUAUGCUCUGAGUGCAUAACAGAAUAGAAUGAAAGUCAUAAUCACUCUAUGGUUUCUCUCUCUUCAUUGAAUAAAAUGGAAUAAUCUGCUCAAUUCAAACUACUUAGCUUUGCUGACCCUAAAAAAUAAUUGAUCCCUAGCCUAAAAAUGCAAAAUGUUGACGAGAAAGUUUCUAAAAUUACCAGCUUCUAUGAAUCGCUUUAGGAAAAAAUUACUGCUCUCAUUUAAUAGAGAAUGAAAUUUGAAGUUGAGGAUUGUACUAACACUGCCUGCACUAAUGCAUCUCUUUUGAAAUACUCAAAAAUUGAAGAAAUAGCUUAAAUAAUUUUUAAAGCUUCCGAAAGUGGUAAUUAAGCUGAUUUAGAUAAAGCAGUUAAUGAUUUCUUUACAGAUUACCAUAAAGACUCUGUUAAAGUAGAGAAAUACUUGAAUAACUGCUUUUCUUGGGAGUAAAAAUUCUCUUAUGUUGAAGACAACGACAAGAAGGUCUAAGAAAUAGUACUAAAAUUUGAAUAGGCUGUUAAUAAGUUUUCUCCUAACCAAAUUAAAAAAAAAAGUAAUCUAGCAGCUGAAAUCCUAAAUAGCAUUUAAAAUGAAGAAUACCUUUUACCUUCUUGCAUGAAAUAUCUCCCUGAAGAAAAAUCUUUCUCUAAGGUUGAAGGAGUAUUGAGACACUUUGUUGGUAUUAUUGACGUACCAAUUACUAAGGAUCUCCUUAAAACUUCCUUUAAGGUAAAAGUACAUAAAUGCAGAUGGGUUGGAGUUGGUCUUUGUGAAAGAGAUCUCAUAGUAAGCAGAGAUUAUCAGUAAGAUAUCAAGUAGAUAGAUGAAAAGAGUGGCUUAUGGUUUAGCUCUUCUAAUGGAAAUUGCUAUUAAUCAGAAGUAGAUUACUGGCCAUAUGGAGACAGCAACGUUUACUUCCAUGUAGACGAUAUUCUUGUUGUCACUCCUUAUGAAAACAAAAUUGAUUACUAUUCAGAAGGCAAUCCUAAUAGAGUUUAUUCUCAAAGAUUUACUUAUGAUGAAAAUAAAGUUUACUGCCCUUGCUUCGUUACAUUCUCUAAUGGAGAAGAUCAAAUCGAAUUUAUUUAAUGA